Lolium rigidum is the source of this 810-nucleotide messenger RNA. RefSeq lists its product as uncharacterized. The transcript is spliced from 7 exons. The record is from RefSeq and is a predicted model, not a curated record. Gene Ontology annotation, cellular component: cytoplasm. NCBI's taxonomy places the organism in Eukaryota, Viridiplantae, Streptophyta, Magnoliopsida, Poales, Poaceae. Bases 55 to 489 code for a protein of 144 amino acids. Gene Ontology annotation, molecular function: protein phosphatase inhibitor activity.
UCGCCGCCCCUGCCCGUCCGGUUUCGAGCUUGUUUGAGCAUCUGUGCGUGCAAUAUGUCGGGGACUCCAUCUGAUGAUAUGACUGGUCAAGUGAGGCCUGAAGGAGAUGUUCCGGAUGUGAAAGUGGAAACUGCCGACCAGAAUAAAGUAAAUGAGAUGCCUUCACCACAGGAAGAGGAAGCAGUAAUCAAGAAAAAGUAUGGAGGAGUACUGCCCAAAAAGUCACCACUUAUAUCCAAGGACCAUGAGCGGGCUUACUUUGAUUCUGCUGAUUGGGCUCUGGGGAAGCAAGGAGGACAUCCUCAAAAACCAAAAGGACCGCUUGAAGCACUUAGACCAAAAUUACAGCCUACUCAACAGCAAGCCCGUUCACGCCGAUUUCUCCACGCAUCUGCUGACGGCGAAGAAGGUGCCAAUUCUCCUACUGAGGCUACGAGCCAGAACCAGGAUUCCACCGAGACUGAGGACAAGGCGGAGAACAAGGAAUGAGUGCACAAUGAGAAGCUCCAUGUUUCUUUUUUGAACGGAACCCUGCCAUUUGCUACGAACGCCCAUGCUGUUUUGUUGCUGCAGUAAUAAGUACUCCAACGCCUGUAAUGCUCGCUGAAUUUUGAACCGCGUCGCAGACAAUUGCCGUAUCUACCGCACCUACGCUGUUCUGUGGUCGAUAACCUGUAACAAUUUGGUAUGGAAUUGGGAGCCAUUAUGUCUCGCUGAGUGUCCUAGUGGACAGAAUAAAAACCUGAGAGCCUGAGACUUGUUCCACUUGGUGUCUUGCUGAACCGUCUAUACUGUCUGUUGUCUGAAACC